This is a messenger RNA of Paramecium sonneborni, 258 nucleotides long. The record is from the annotation of a GenBank genome assembly. NCBI's taxonomy places the organism in Eukaryota, Ciliophora, Oligohymenophorea, Peniculida, Parameciidae.
AUGUCACUUCAAAUUGUGAAUUUACCAGAGUUUAGUUAUAAGUCAAACACACAUCACUCAUUGGAUCUUGAAAACUUUUUUAAGGAAUUCGAAAUGAAAUAAUUCUUAGAAGAAUGUAAUUACUCAGAGUAAGAAUUAUAUGUUGAAUGUCGAAAAAUGAAAUAAUUUUAACAGAAGCGUAAAUUAAAACUCAACCAUUACAUAAAUAGUUAUCUCGAGUCACCUUCAGUAAUUAGUCCAGUUUAAUUAUUGCUUUGA